Molecule: messenger RNA, 6876 nt
Organism: Centropristis striata (black sea bass)
Lineage: Eukaryota; Metazoa; Chordata; Actinopteri; Perciformes; Serranidae
Gene: smcr8a
Product: Smith-Magenis syndrome chromosome region, candidate 8a
Exons: 3
Coding region: 557-3373 (938 amino acids)
Cellular component (GO): guanyl-nucleotide exchange factor complex
Molecular function (GO): GTPase activator activity
Source: RefSeq, a predicted model, not a curated record
GUCCGUCUCUGGAUGUGAACAGCGCUUCUGUCUGUUAAAGGUGUUUCUGGUACACCUCCGUCCCGCACUGUAACCCAGGACACAGAAACGUGCUGGAGACGACGCAUGAAGAGAUGAAGGGAGACAGACGCGUCUCUGAUGCUGCUUUAUAUGUUUUCUGUCUGCACAGCAUGAAAGGUCUGAUGUCAGCCCGGACACUCUGAUUGGCGCACGAUAAUUGCUUUUGUUAAGAGAGACACUGAUUUAUAUUUGUGUCGAGGUGCCUGCUGUUAUUUAACGGGCAAAUAUCGAUGCUCUUAUUGUGUUGAGUCUCUUCUGCAGGGGCGCAGCUGGAUUUUGGGCCCACUCUGCUCUGGGACCCCUUUUUAAUUUAUAUAAUCAGCUUGAUUUCUGUGUGGACCGUCUCCAUCUCUGGACUCCAGCUGUUUUAACCUCACAAACAGCAGGAUGAUCAGUGUGGCUGCCCUGCACCGCUGUGCUCUGACAGCUGCUAUAUGACUGUUUGCUGUGCUGCACUGUGUGUUGUGUUUCUCAUGCCUUGCUCAACAACACCACUAUGAUAGGCUCACCUGAUUUGGUGGCUUUCACUAAAGAGGAUGAGUACGGGCAGACGACUCCCGACCCUUGGGCUCUCCCCGAGGAGUUCUCUGUUCCUCUCCAUCCGCUGGCUGACUCCAACCCCUGGGCCAAAACCUCCUAUGCCAAGUUCACCAAAGACUUCAUCCUCAUCUCUGAGUUCUCUGAGCAGGUGGGCCCUCAGCCUCUCCUCACCAUUCCAGAGGACCCCAAAGUCUGCGGCACCUUCGAUCUCAACUACUUCUCCCUGCGCAUCAUGUCAGUGGACUACCAGGCCUCCUUUGUGGGACAUCCACCUGGCAGUGGCUACCCAAGGCUCAGCUUCGUGGAGGACUCCAGGGUGGUGCUGGGCGACUCCAAGGAGGGGGCGUUCGCCUACGUCCAUCACCUUACGCUUUACGACUUGGAGGCCAGGGGCUUUGUGCGACCAUUCUGCAUGGCAUACGUCUCUGCAGACGAGAGGAAAAUCAUGCUGCAGUUUCAGGAGCUGUCCCUCCGCUUCUCUCAGGCCUCAGAGUGUCUGAAGGCUGGGAACAGGAGAGCGUUUGCCAAGGAACUCCAGAGGAAGCUCCGAGACCUGGAGUACACUCACUCUGUGCUGCAGAAGGAGGAGGGCCUGCAGAGAGAGGCUCGGCCUCAGAGCAUGUACUCUGCUCAUGCUGUGGAGAAGGCCAACGAGCUUGCAAAUGUAGAAAAGAGCAUCUACGAACACAGAGACCUGCUGAGACAGAUCAGCUCCUACCAUCACCGCCCGCGCCGAGAUCCUCACGCUGUCACCUGCCAGAAGUGCAUCACAGAGUGCUUGAGUGAGUGUGAGCAGCUGUUAGAAAAAUACGCCAAGCUUGCCAAGCCCUUCAGUUACACUGACCAAGUGGAGACGAGGGAGGACGGGCAGGGUCAGGCUGAUGAUGAAGGAGGUGGAGAAGAAGCGGACGAGGAGGAGGAUGUUAAACGCAGGCCGUCCUACACGCCACAGCUGAUCAAAGCAAAGUCUGCAAAGUGCUUCGACAAGCGGCUGAAGACGAUGCAAGAGCUGUGCGAUGAUACUUUCUACGAGGCCACCGUGGAGCUCCUGAAGGACACGGAGAGGAGUUUCCGCGGGGAUCUGUGUUACCUGCACACACGCCGCCUGGACAAGGCACUACGCAGGAAACAGAGAGUGACCAACUUCCUGUUUGAGGAGGACCUCGGUGAUGAUGAGGAGGAGGAAGGGAGAACACUAAGACCAUUCUGUGCUGUGAACCAUGCUGUAGAUAACUAUACACUAAAUCCACCACCUAUCGUGCUCGCACCAGAACCUCUCGAUCUAAAUGCACUGGAGCCUCCGGAUCCUCUGGACCCAGCCACCGAGACCAGCCACACUCAUGAGAGUGAAGUUGGUCCUACGGAGAGCCAUCUGGAGUCCUCGCCCUCGGACCCGACUCUGGAGACCCAGGAGAGCUCGGAGGAGACCAAAGGAAGCUUUAGCAGCGAUAAGAGCGGGGUCGGUCCCCCAGAGAGGCAACAGAACCUGGUGAGCAUGAAGUCAGAAACUCCUGAUCCUGAUUCUGACUUGACCCCUGACCCUGAGCUCAACACUGACCUGGAGAGGGAGAGCAGCAGUGAAGAGAUGGAGACCACAGCUGGGGAGGACGACGGGGACGAGACGCCCGUGUCCCUGCUAGAGGUGGUGUCUGAGCUGGAGGCCAGCAGGGAGGAUGAGUGUGAGGGACUGACUGAUGGGGCUUGUGACAUGGAGUCUGACUUGGUUCCUUUAGACACAGCAUGCUGUAUGGCCCAAGAGGGUUUCCUUUAUGAGGCUUCUACCCCAGAGACUCAUCUUGGCUCCAACCUGCUGCCCUGCCAAACACUGGUGGUCAAUCAGGAGCCCCAAGCCCUGCUUCCACUCCAGGACGACUACACAGUGGGUUCUCCCUGCUCCGAGAGCCCUGCAGCUGGACUGGAGCUUCCCGUGGGGCUCCUUGGAGAUGCAGUUUCCCGUAUCUCAGUGGAGGAUGGGUCAGACUGCACCAUGAGUGCUUCUACGGGGUCUGAUCGGGCCGCCUCCCCUCUCGGCUACGGGGGAGUGGUGACCCUGCGUCAGAGGAAGAAGGCUGGACAGGGAGCCUUGAGGUUUGUGCGACAGUACCCAUUUGCAAUGCAAGCUCUGUGGUGUCUGCUGAGCGGCAGGACCCUGGUGGUGCUCGGGGCAGAUGAGGGGAGAGUCCGCCGACUGGUUGCUGCCCUGGCCCUCUUUGUGCCUGGUCCUGGGAAGUGUGGAGAGAGGGUUCAGGCCUGGCUGUCCUGCCCCUUCACCCUUACCGACCUCCAGAGGUGGAAACUCAUUGGACUGCAAAGGGUGGCGUCCCCUGUGGGUUCCAGCAUGCUUUACUCACUGUCCCGCUACAGCCGCUACAUCUCCAUCCUGGACGCCGACCAGAAGACCCUGCGCUGUCCUCCGUACUGCGGCCAGCUCCUCGCCAACAUAGCCGACCACCGCACCUACAUCCGCCGCGGCUCCACCUACUUCCUUCACUUGCAGAGCACCCUCUGUCAACUAGCAGCCAAGGCCUUCCUCUUCACCUUCACCCACCACCUCCACCUACCGGUCAGCUCCACCGAGGGGCCCGAGGUGGUGGAGGGCCGACGCCGCUGCUUCCUGCAGGAGCAGCUGGGGCUGGGCGAGGAGGACAGCCAGAUACUGCUCUACCUCAGCCAGCUCAUCACUCAGCAGUACCUGCGGCCCGCCACCGGGAGCAGCGCAGCAGCAACUUGUUUUAGUUUUAACUACACUACCAGCGUUUUUUACAAAAUCUGAUAUUAUACUGGGAUGAGGAUUCACACGUAUGUUUUAGCAUAUCUUUGUUUUUUUGUGGACUAAAAGCGUUUUUAAUAAGGUCUAGUUUUAGUUUCAGGACAAACUCUGCACUGGUUAUUGUUUUAUCUGUGUAAUCUCUUUCUGCCUUGCUGUUUUUUCUCUGCUCCUCCUCUUUCCUCUGUGUGCAGGAAAAAGGAGACAGAGUGAGGUGUGAAUGUCAGUGAGUGGUUCACUUUGCCUGUAUUUGCUCCAGAGACACUCACAAACACACAUAACAGAGCAAACGAAGGUCGGUCCUACUUAUUAUCCUUUAAGUCAUUUGUGUGUUUUUCAGCUACAUGGGAAAAAAUGUUACUUGCGCUGGUAUUUGAAAGGACACAUUACCCCAAAAUCAAAGAUACAUUUUCCCCCUUAUCUAUAGUACUACUUAUCAAUUUAGACCGUUUUAGUGUAAGUUGCCGAGUGUUGGAGAUAUCUGCCGUAGAGCUGUCUGACCAUCUCAGAUAUAAUGGAACUAGAUGACAUUCAGCUUGUGGUGAUCAGAGCGCAAAAAAUACAUUUGAAAAAUUUAACAGUAAUGCCUCUCUCCAGAAAUCAUGACCCAGUUACUCAAGAUAAUCCACAUACCAUGUUGUGAGCAUAGGAACUAUUUUCUCUCUACCGAACUACACCCAGGAGACAUCGCACAGAAGCAAGCGUGCAUCUACUCAUGGUCAAGAUAGUGUGAGAUGUAAACAUCAUCUGAGCUGUAAUGGUAUGGUCUAUGUGUCUGUCCAGCGAUAGUGACCUUGCAGCCUGUCCAGGUGUACCAGACCUCUCGCCCAAUGUCUCGAGUGCAGAUAAGAGGUUAAGGAAAAUGUAUGUAUAAUAUUUAUGAUAUCAUUUUUGUGAUUCAACAAAAAAAAAACUGGAAUUGCUUCUGUCCUGCAUGAGACUGCUCACAAAAAGGAAUGUGUUUUUUUUUUGAGAGACAGAGUCCAAUUUUUGGAAAGGGACAUCUCUGUUGAGUUUUUAAAAUGUGUAUGUAAAUGUAUGCAGUUAUUUUUUAAGCUUUGAGCAUCACAAGUGAAGUGUCAUCUAGUUCUGUUAGACUAGAUGAAUGAAUAGCACCACAGGAAAGAGAAAAAAGUUUGGAUUUUGGGAGAAACUGUCCCUUUAAAGUCAGUCACCAACUCUCCUCUCCACACACACACACACACACACACACAGACACACACACACAGACACAUGCAUAAAACUCAAUCCAACAUGUUCAGCAUGUGUUGUUAGUGUUAGCAAGCUCGCUAAGAGGUUGAAUUACCCACCAAUCACUGAGCAGUUUGUCAGCUAUGACAUCAUCUCAGCUAUAUAUAAACAUGUUUUUCCAACAAACUCGCAUACUGUUCUUGUGGAGAUCAGACGGCUCUCCUAAACUGUCCGUGACACCUUAUUAUCACCAGGCGGGCUUGUUGCAGCUGGUUUUGUGACAUGCCUCUCCACAUAACUUCUACUGGCAAAAAAAUCCUUUUUAAUAUUUCUUUAUACAUUCCUGCAGCAAUUUAGUUCCAAAUAGAGACACCUCGUUGGAUUUUAGCUGAGUAGAUUUGACUUUUGAGAGCAUGGAGAAAACAUUCCCAGCUUUCAGGUUUGCGCUGCAUGAGGAAGUGUAUUUUGCAGUCGGCCCCACUUGAUAAUUGCAUGUCCAGAAGUAACAUCAUCACAAACCAUAGUCACCCAUGUUGGGCCAGCGGCGGCCAGAAGCUGUCACUAUAAAGUGCUGGCCAGCAUUUUCAUGGAUAUUACUCACAUGUUCAGGAACAUUUUAAAGCUACUUAACCUAAAUGUAUUGAAUUUCACUGUUGUCUUAAAGUUGUGUGAGAGUGUUGUGGUGUCAGCAUGAGACUGUCUUGUGCCAGGGUGAAUCACCGUAUUGAUAGUAUUUCUGUUUUGUUGUAUUCGGUUGAAGAAGAUGCUGAACAGUUUGAGGAGAUGUUGCUGAGACAGUGAUGAUGUUGUGCUUGUAUAGAUUUUAUUACGGGGAAAAAUACUUUCCCUGUGCCAUCAAAAGCAAAACUCAAAGCUUGACACUUGAAUUAGGACAGUUGCCUAUUAUUUAUUUUGUUAUGAACAACCCUCGCUGGAUCUGUGAUAUGAACAUGUGUUCUGUAUUUAUUGCUUUAUGACAAAAUGAUCAUGACCAUCAUGCUCGGUACGCCCAGAUUUACUCUUUGCAGGAUGCUGGAGGAAGUCUGAAAGUUUUUCUUUUCUGUCUCAUUGGCCAGUGAAACGACACUGAAGGAGCGUCCUCGAUAGUAUUUCAUUCCUAAUUCUGUUGCGUUUGUAAUGGAGCUGUAAUUCUGUAUCUAGAAUGGUAACUGUAUUUGUGACUGCAUGGUCAGAGUUUUAAUGUGAAAGGUUAAACAAUUGGGAUCACGGUUGCUGUCAUUCCUGCUGUGAACAAGACACGUUUUGAUUUUAAAGGGAUAGUUCUGAUUUUUUUUCAUUCGGCUAAUAUGCGGUACUUAUCUACAGUGAGUGUAUUACUUAAGUAGAUGGCGAUAGCAACAAAACAUGUUAGCCACUGAAAAGAAAAAUAUCAGUUUAAUUAUAUGCUAAAUUUUGAAUAUUUUCACUGCUUUACCUUGCCAUCAGACAGACCACUUUAUAUUUAUGUAGGGUAAACUGAAGACUUGUUAUGCUUUCCUCAAAGCCACCAGACUCCAUUGACAAAAACAGCAAUUUUAUGUCACAGAACACUGGAUAUGCUGGUCUGCUGCUGCCUUGAUUGGUUUGUGUUUGUGUGACUUUCUUCUUUUUAAGGUUAAUUUGGAUUAACCAAAGUUGCACAAUAACACAAACAAACUAAACAAUUGAGACGGCGGUAGAUCAGCAACUCCUGUGUUCUGUGAGGUAAAAUUGCUGUUUUUGUUAAAGGAGUCUGGUGGCCUUGAAGAGAACAUAUAUUGGCUUCAGUACCCCUCUUGUCACCUUAAACAAGGCGGUCUGUCAGCGGAGUAAAGUGGUGAAAAUACUGUACUACUAUACUACCAUAGCAGCACACUGCUUCCAUGUUGCUACUCCUGCCUGCUGGAACUGGAAGCGUACAAUACAAUCCUACAAAAUAAUCACAACUAUCCCUUCAAGGCAUAUUCUUUUAACUAACAGCAACCUCUCAUUUUUAAUUCCACUUAAUGUAUUAUUUCAAUUUCAUGCUUAGUAUGUUUUUUUUGUUGCCACAUUUCAUGUUUUUUUUAAUGUUUUAACUUUUUGAAUAACACAUUUUACUGCCAAGAUGUUACAGCAACUUUUUUUUUAUUUUAGAUUUAGAUUUGUCCCUCUAAUGCAAAAAGUUGAAUGUAAUCUGAAUAAGCCAUACCACAGUGUGCUUAACAUUUCGUCACUCAGUGUCCUUAUGUUGCCAUAUCAUGCCCCUUUUGUAUCUCAUCACGAGGGGGUGUCGUGCUCAUAUCCGCCCUGUGAGACGGCGUCAUUGCCAGUGAUUUUAAUAAAGCACGUUGUGAAUG